Molecule: messenger RNA, 699 nt
Organism: Macrobrachium nipponense
Lineage: Eukaryota; Metazoa; Arthropoda; Malacostraca; Decapoda; Palaemonidae
Product: dnaJ homolog subfamily C member 7-like
Exons: 3
Coding region: 1-699 (232 amino acids)
Source: RefSeq, a predicted model, not a curated record
AUGGCAAAGUCUAUACAGGGGAUAGCGAAACUGAUGGAAGAAAGGUAUAACAUCGAAAAGCUUGGUAAAAAUCUCGACUAUGCUGAAGAAGAAAAUAAACUUCUGAAGAAGAAAAUAGAAGAAUUGGAGGACGAAUUAAUCCAGAAAGCCAAGGAAGCUGAAACUGUAUACGAACAGCUCGCACGGAAGGAGACAGAAUGUGAAAACCAUCGAGAAAAACUGGAAGAACUCCAGAACCAAGCCGUGGACAAUGAUUCUAUUGUGGAUACCUUGAAGAGAAGGCACAGGGAAGCUAUGUUGCAGCUUGAGAAAUUAGAUGAUCAAGAAGAUUUGGUUGCAGCUGCCAAAACCCUACAAAGAAUGCAACGUCAUGGCUGCCCAUACUACAUCCUAGGUAUUGCAGAGGAUGCUAAUUUGAAGGCAAUAAAGUGGGCCUAUAGGAAGCGGGCACUGAAGUUCAACCCUGAUAACUGCCAAGGAUCUGAAAAAGAGCGACAUCGCAGAAUGGAUAUCAUGCAGAAGGUCAACUAUGCUAAUGAUCUCCUAUGCGAUGCUGAUGAAAGAGGAGAAUACGACGCAGUCAGGGAGUUCAUCAAGGACCUGGCAGCUGAAAUGUUUCAGGAUCCUCAGAAGGCAAUGAAAGUAAAGAAGAAGAAACCUGGAAGGACAACGAAGAGGCCGAAAACUAAAGGAAACUAG